Molecule: messenger RNA, 1558 nt
Organism: Hevea brasiliensis (rubber tree)
Lineage: Eukaryota; Viridiplantae; Streptophyta; Magnoliopsida; Malpighiales; Euphorbiaceae
Product: phragmoplastin interacting protein 1
Exons: 4
Coding region: 1-1320 (439 amino acids)
Molecular function (GO): zinc ion binding; RNA binding
Source: RefSeq, a predicted model, not a curated record
AUGGUGUUAUCAAACAAGAAGCUAAAGCAGAAGCUGAGAGACGCAAAGGCAGAAUCUUUAGCGGCCAAAGUAUCUGGUGGGCCAAACCCGAAUGGCAAGGAAUCAUCAAUAGACCAAGAAGGCAAUUCGCGGCUUCAAGAGCUUCUAGAAGCAGCAAAACAUAGGCCCAAAUUGUCAAAGAGGGAGAAAAGAAGGAAGACCCUCUCUUUGCAAGGAUUUGAUAGUGCACAAAAGAGUCUAAAUGAUGACAGAGGCGAAAAGAACAAAGGAAGUGAGGAGAAAAAUGAAGAGGAUUUAGUGACUGAGGGUGAUAACGAGGAAAAUGGUGAAAAAAGGAAGAGAAAGAAGAAGAAAAGAAAGAGAGAAGAAGGAGAGAGUGAAGACAAGGGUUUAGUGGAGGAUGAAGCAGUGAAGGAGGCAAAGAAGGCAAAGAAGAAGAAAAAGAAACAGAAGAAGAAAAAAUCCAAGAGUGUGGAGGAGAAGCUAGGUGUUGAGGCAGAAGAAGUAGCAGAGCCAACAAAAGGGAUCAGUGAAAGUCAAAUGAAUGAGGAUGUUGCUACAAAAGUUUAUGUUGGAGGCAUUCCAUAUUACUCAACUGAGGACGACAUUCGAAGUUACUUUGAGGGCUGUGGCACUAUAACUGGCAUUGAUUGUAUGAAGUUUCCUGACAGUGGGAAGUUUAGAGGAAUCGCCAUAAUUAGUUUUAAGACUGAAGCUGCAGCUAAACGGGCCUUGGCUCUUGAUGGAUCUGACAUGGGUGGAUUUUAUCUGAAAAUUCAACAGUAUAAGACAACUCGAGCCAACAGAGUGCCUGAUUUUGCACCAAAAAUUGUUGAGGGUUACAAUAGGAUCUACGUUGGAAAUUUGUCAUGGGAUAUAACUGAGGAUGACCUGAAGAAAUUUUUCUCUGAUUGCAAUAUAUCAUCUAUACGUUGGGGUACAGACAAGGAAACAGGGGAAUUCCGAGGGUAUGCCCAUGUGGAUUUUUCUGACAAUCUCUCAUUGUUGAUGGCACUAAAGUUGGAUCAGCAGAUUGUAUGUGGACGAGCCAUCAAAAUAAGUUGUGCAGUUCCUACGAAAGGAGCAAAAAUACGUACAACUUCUUCUACACCCAUAACCACAGAUAAUGAAGCUGAUAGUAUUGUAUGUGCUAGCAGUGCUACAUCCACAGCCCAAAAUAAUGAAGCUGAAAAUGAUGGGUUGAGUGCAAGCAGUGGUAAGAUGAGGAGGAGGACAUGCUAUGAGUGUCAGGAGAAAGGUCAUAUUUCUUCAAAUUGCCCAAAGAAGCAAGCUGCUGAAACAAAUUCCAAUGCAAGAUAAACAUUUGAGAACAUUCAACUAUGUCACCUUAAGAUUUUAUGCAGUCCCUAAUUCCCUGUUGAUAUUCAAUUGGUUUUUUCCAUCUAUAUGCAGUUGCUGUUACAAUUUUGUAUUCUGAGUUUUUAUGUGUUAAAUCAGUUUAGUUCACAUAUUUGUCUAAAUGAUCCUUCUUUAAUUUUUUUUAAGGAUCUUGUUUUGUAAUUUUCCUUUCUAGUAACCACGGUUGUUUAUUUCCUUA